Stomoxys calcitrans (stable fly) is the source of this 25760-nucleotide messenger RNA. RefSeq lists its product as uncharacterized. Lineage: Eukaryota; Metazoa; Arthropoda; Insecta; Diptera; Muscidae. The transcript has 12 exons. Gene Ontology annotation, biological process: DNA integration; regulation of transcription by RNA polymerase II. Bases 215 to 25585 code for a protein of 8456 amino acids. Gene Ontology annotation, cellular component: nucleus. Gene Ontology annotation, molecular function: zinc ion binding; RNA polymerase II transcription regulatory region sequence-specific DNA binding; DNA-binding transcription factor activity, RNA polymerase II-specific. The record is from RefSeq and is a predicted model, not a curated record.
UAUAUACGGCCGAGUGCACACACAAAGAAAGUUCCUUAAGUUCUCUUGCAAAAUUAAGCAUAAAAAAGUGUUAAAAAGACUAUAGAGACAUGUUUAAACAUAAACAAUUUGUGCAAAAACAUUAUAAUUAAUUGAGUUUCCAUACAAAGAAGUUUACCAAAAAUACAGUUUACAUUUUACUUCAACUUAAGAACAAAUAUCUAAAGUUAAAGACAUGUUGCAACAUCCUCCUCCUCCAGACUAUUGCCGGCUCUGUGUAAAAAGCUGCAAUGAUGACCAGCACAGCCUCUAUGAUGAGAGGGGUCAAGCUAACGCAAAUCAUGAUCUUGUGGGCAAAUAUUUUACCAACACAGUGAGUCUUCUCUCUGAUACACCCAAUGACUUCCAAAUAUAUCUUCAAUGCUUUCAGAUGUUGAAUAUGGAAUGGGAGAGACGACUUCAAUACAUCUGUGGUAAAUGUUGGCAGCAUAUCUGGGAGUUUCAUAAAUUCCAAGAGUCCAUUAUUGAGGCCCAGAAGGGCCUACAUCUGCUUAAAGAAGUGGUGGAAGUUAAGAUUAAGACUGAGUUGAAUAUAAAUCUGCAGGAAGAACAACUGAAGUUGCAUAGUUCCGACAGAUUAAGCGCUAGCACGGAAGAUUCAAUCAAACCUAUAGCCCUUUUCUUAGAUAUAAGGUCUGAAGAACCUUUGGAUCUCAACAGUGUUCGUAAAAGAAUGUCCUCUCAGGUUGGGCAGGAUCAUAGAACGGAUGAAGAAAUGUCUAGGCCCAGUAGAAACGAAAAUUCAUCCUUACAGAAUGAGGAUAACUCCAAUGAAGAGUAUAGAUCGAGUGCUGGCAUAACCUUAUCAUCUUUAGACCAGACCAAUAUAUCCUCUUCAAUAUGUAAGGUCCCUGGUACAAAAAGGUCUGUUGAGGAGUUUGAUGAGCUGGUAGCUUUGUGGCGUUCCUCCUUGGAAUGCGACAUUUGCCAUCAGUUGGUGGCCAGCUAUUCCCAGCUGAAGGAACAUUUUAGCAAAACCCAUGCUUCAGAAAUUUGUUACCUCAUGUGUUGUCAAUUGAGGCUGGAAACUCGUUACGAUAUUGACAGACACAUACGCUACCAUAAUGCCCCGCAACAGCUUAAAUGUGAGACCUGUUGCAAGGUUUACUCUUCGGAACAAUAUUUGAGGAGCCACAAAAGAAAUGUCCACACCACCAAGAUAACAGACAAAAAUGCUAAAGACAUCCACAAGUUGCAAGGAAAAUAUCGUUGCUGCAAAUGUUCGAAGGAUUUUGCAACGAAAUUACAUUUAUAUUCCCACAAUCGUCAUGUCCAUAAACCCAAGAUUUUUGAAUGCAACUCUUGUGAAAAAUCGUUUAGAAGUCCGGAUGCACUGCGCGAGCAUUUGGCUAGCCAUAAAGGCGAGAAGACGUAUGGCUGCUCCAUUUGUCCCAAGGCAUUCACCUGGCGAUCUGAUUUCUGGCAACAUAUGAGAAAAUCUCAUCUUCAGGAAUGGAAGAAGAUGCAAAACGAGGCGGCCGACAGAAAGACUCGAAAAGGGUAUCGACAAGAAAUUCGGGGAGAGAAUGUGAUCUAUGUAUGCAUUUAUUGUUCCAAGGAGUGUAACAAUAGGACUAAUAUGUACUAUCAUGCCAAGCGAUGUCAACGGUAUAGAAAGGGGUUUCGGCUUGAAACCAGGGGAAAGAGUCAGGUCCAUGUGUGCAUUUAUUGUGCCAAGGAGUUUGAAAAGCGGCAUUCCAUAUACCUUCACCUUAACCAGUGUCAUAGAGAGGAUGGCUCUUUAGCGGAGGAGCAGGCAUCAAUGAUGUCUGAACCCCUCGUUCCAGCAGCGGAGAUAGUCGAGAUGGAGCCUGAGUUGAAUAAAAAUCAACAGGAAGUACAACGGGAAUUGCAUAAGGCCAUGGGAUUAGGCACUAGCAAUGAGAAUUUAGUCAAGCUCACAGAGCUUACCUUUGAUAUAAAGUCUGAAGAACCUUUGGAUCUUAACAGUGAUCAUGAAAGAAUGUCGUCCCAGGGUGGGCAGGACCAUUUAACGGAUGAACAAAUGUCUCUGAUGAUGUCUAGCAGAAAAGAAAAUUUAUGCUUACAAAAUAACGAUGAGCCCAAUGAAGAUUUUAGUUCGAGUGCUGGCAUGCCCUUAUCAUCUCUGGACCAGGCCAAUAUGUCCUUUUCAACAAGUAAAGUCCCUGCUACAGAAAGGACAGUAGAGGAGUUUGAUAAGCUCGUAGCUUUGUGGCGUUCCUACUUGGAAUGUGAAAUUUGCCAUCAGCUGGUGGGCAGCUAUUCCCAGUUGAAGGAACAUUUUAGUAAAAACCAUGGUUCAGAAAUUUGUUACCUCAUGUGUUGCCAAAUGAGGCUGGAAACUCGUUACGAUAUUGACAGACACAUACACUAUCACAAUGCCCCACAGCAACUUAAAUGUGAGGCCUGUUGCAAGGUUUACCCUUCGGAACAAAAGUUAAGAAGCCACAAAAGAAAUGUCCACAACCGCAAGGGAAGAGACAAAAAUGCUGAAAACGGCCUGAAGUCGAAAGGAAAAUAUAGUUGCUGCAAAUGUUCGAAGGACUUUGCAACGGAACAACAUUUAAAAAAACACAAUCGUAAUGUCCAUAAAUCCAAGAUUUUGGAAUGUAACUUUUGUGAAAAAUGUUUUACGCGUUCGUAUUUACUGCGCCAGCAUUUGGCCAGCCAUAAAGGUGAGAAGACCUAUGCCUGCACCGUUUGUCCCAAGGCAUUCUCCUGGCGAUCUAAUUUCUGCUACCACAUGAGCAAAUCUCAUCCCGAGGAAUGGAAGAAGAUGCAAAUCGAGGAGGCCCAAAGAGAGCCUAAAUGUAAGUAUCGGCGAGAGACUCGAGGAGAGAGUAUGGUCUUUGUUUGCAUUUAUUGUUCCAAGGAGUAUGAUAAUCGGCAUUCGGUGUACCAGCAUGCCAAGCGAUGCCAAAUAUAUGGUACACCAGUGCAGCCUAAAAAGGGGUUUCGGCUUGAAACCCGGGGCAAGAAUAAAGUCCAUGUGUGCAUUCAUUGUGCCAAGGAGUUUGAAAAGCGGCGUUCCAUGUACCAUCAUUUAAACCAAUGUCAUGGAGACGAUGGCUCUUUGGUGAAGGAGCAGGCAUCAAUGAUUUCUGAACCCCUCGUUACGGCUGAGAAAGUCGACAUAGAGCCUGAGUUGAAUAAAAAUCCAGAGGAAGCACAACAGGAGGGGCAUGGCGUCAAGGGAUUAGGCAUUGGCACUGAAGAUUCAAUCAGAAUGCCUACUUCCCUUACCUUUGAUAUAAAGUCUGAAGAACCUUUGGAUCUCAACAGUGAUCAUGAAGGGAUGUCUUCUCAGGAUGGGCAGGACCAUUUGAUGGUGUCCAGUAGAAAAGAAAAUUCGUCCUUACCGAAUGACGAUGAAGUUGUAUCCAAUGAAGAUUAUAGCUCGAGUGAUGAUAUGCCCUUAUCAUCUUUCAGGCAGACCAAUAGUUCCUCUUCAAAACGUAAAGUCCCUGCUACAAAAAAAUCUGUAGAGGAGUUUGAUGAGCUGGUAGCUUUGUGGCGAUCCUCCUUAAAAUGUGACAUUUGCCAUCAGCUGGUGGCCAGUUAUUCCCAGUUGAAGGAGCAUUUUACCAAAAACCAUGCUUUAGAAGGUUGUUACCUCAUGUGCUGCCAAUUGAGGCUGGAAACACGUUUCGAUAUUGACAGACACAUACGCUUUCAUAAUGCUCCCCAACAGCUAAAAUGUGAGACCUGUUGCAAGGUUUACCGUCGGGAGCAACAUUUAAAAAGGCACAAUAGAAUUGUCCACACCAGCAAGGGAGAAGACAACAUUGCUAAAAAUAAAGACAUCGAGAAGGUGCAAGGGAAAUAUCGUUGCUGCAAGUGUUCGAAGGACUUUGCAACGGAACAGCGUUUGAAAAAACACAAUCGUAAUGUCCACAAACCCAAGACUUUUGAAUGUAACUUGUGUGAAAACUCGUUUAGGCGUCCGGAUGCAUUGCGCGAGCAUUUGGCUGACCACAGAGGCGAGAAGAAGCAUGUUUGCUCAUUUUGCUCUAAGGCAUUCACCUGGCGAACUAAUUUCAGCCGACACAUGCGAGAGUGUCAUUUACAGGAAUUGACGAAGCCCGCUCAAAGUGGGAUUAUGAGAGGUUAUCGGCAAGAAACUCGAGGAGAGAGUAUAAUCUAUGUUUGCAACUAUUGUUCCAGAGAGUAUGAAAAGCGGUUUUCCAUAUACAGUCAUAUAAGGCGUUGUCAAGGAAACGAUACACCAAUAGAGCCUAAAAAAGGUUAUCGGCGAGAAACUCGGGGAGAGAUUAUGUUCUAUAUUUGUAUUUUUUGUUCCAAGGAAUAUGAAUGCGGUGAAUCCAUGCGCUACCAUCUCUACAAUUUCCAUAGACACGAAUCAUCUUUAGCGAAGCAGCCACCAACGCCAGCUGUGCAACAACAAACGAUUCAUAAUCGUAGAAUUCGAAGUAGUCAAAGCUCAGUUAACACCAGGAUUAUAGGGCCGAAGACAACUGAUGAUAACAACAUAACACCAGAAGAACUGGGCAAAGAAGGAGUAGUAGAUUCAUUAAUCUCUCCCAUGGAGGGAAGGACUAAUGUGAGGACCGAACAGUUUUCAGCUGGCACAAAUGAUUUGGGAAAUGAGGAAAUGGUUGAAAAUCAAAUGUCACAAAAAUUAGAAGAUCCUGCUUAUGAGAGUGAAGAAUAUGUAAAAUCCGAAGAAGAAUUUAUUGAUCUCUGCAAUGAUGACCAACAGAACCUCUAUGAUGAGACAGGUCAAGCUAACGAGAAUCGUGAUUUAGUGGGCAAAUAUUUUACCAACACAAUGUUGAAUAUGGAAUGGGAGAAACGACUUCAAUAUAUCUGUGGGAAAUGUUGGCAGCAUAUCUCGAAGUUUCAACAAUUCCAGGCGUCCAUUAUUGAGGCGCAGAAGGAACAACGUUUGAAUAGGGAAAAGGCAAAAGAAGUUGAUGAACUAAAGUUAAAGCCUGAGCUGAAUUUAAACAUAAAUCAGCAGGAACUGAAGUUGCAUAUAACUAAGCGAUUAGGCGCUAACACUGAAGAUUUAAUCAAUCCUACAGCCCUUGCAUUUGCUAUAAAAACUGAAGAACCUUUGGAUCUCAACAAUGACUAUAAAGAUAUGUCGUCUCAGGAAGGGCAGCAACAUUUCACCCAUGAAGAAAUAUCUCUGAUGUCCCACAUGUCCAGUAGAAAAGAAAGUCAAUACUUGAUGGAUGACAAUGAAUCCAAUGAAGAUUAUAGUUCGAAUGAGGACAUGCCCUUAUCAUCUUUCCGUCAGACCAGUCUUUCCUCUUCAGAUAAAAAAGUUAAAAAAAUUGGUACAAAAAAGUCUGCAGAGGAGUUUGAUGCACAGGUGGCUUUGUGGCGAUCCUCCUUGGAAUGUGACAUUUGUCAUCAGCUGGUGGCCAGCUAUUCCCAAUUGAAGGAACAUUUUAGCAAAUACCAUGCUUCAGAAGAUUGUUACCUCAUGUGUUGCCAAUUGAGGCUGGAAACUCGUUACGAUAUUGACAGACACAUAUACUAUCAUAAUGCCCCGCAGCAGCUUAAAUGUGAGACCUGUUGCAAGGCUUACCGUUGGAUGAAAACUUUAAGAAGCCACAAUAGAAUCGUACACCCCAGCAAGGGAGGAGUGGUACUGCGCGAACAAUUUGCUGCCCAAAAAGGCGAGAAGACGCAUGGCUGCUCCCUUUGUCCCCUAGCAUUCACCUGGCGAUCGAGUUUCUAUGCGCACCUGAAAAAAGAUCAUCCCCAGGAAUGGCAAAAGAUUCAAAACGAGGAGCUAGAAAGGAAGUUUGAAUGUGGGUAUUGGCGAGAAACUCGAGGAAAUUGUUUGGUGUAUAUUUGCAUUUAUUGUUUCAAAGAGUAUGACAAGCGGAUUUCCGUAUACAGACAUAUCAGGCGAAUUCACGGAAGCGUUAGACCGAAGAAGCCCAAAAAGGAAUUUCGCACGGAAACUCGGCGAGACCUAAAGGUCUAUGUAUGCAAUCAUUGUGCCACAGAGUAUGAAGAUUUAGAUUCUAUGUACCAUCAUCUUAACCAAUAUCAUAAAAUCGAUGGCUCAUUAGCAGAGAAGGCAUCAACGAUUUCCGAAUCCCCCGUACCAGCUAAGAAAGUCGAGAUAAAGCCUAAGUUGGAUAUAAAUCAGCAGGAAGUGCAACUGAAGUGGCAUAAUGUCAUGGGAUUAAGUGCCAGCAGUGAAAAUUUGAUUAAACCUAAGGCUCUUACCUUUGAUAUAAAGUCUGAAGAACCCUUGGAUCUAAACAGUAAUUGUGAGGGGAUGUCAUUUCAAGUCCAACACGAGUUAACGGAUGAAGAAACGUCCUACCUGUCCAGUAGAAACCAUAAUAAUGACGUUGUAUCCAAUGAUGAUUACAGCCCAAAGGAAGUCCUGCCUCUAUCAUCUUCAAAUAAAAAACUUCCUGCUGCAAAAAGGUCUGUAGAGGAGUUUGAUGAACUCGUUGCUUUGUGGCGUUUCUCCUUGGAAUGUGAAAUUUGUCAUCAGCUGGUGCCCAGCUAUUCCCAGUUGCAGGAACAUUUUAGCAAAAACCAUACUUCAGUGAAUUGUUACCUCAUGUGUUGCCAUUUGAGACUGGAAACUCGUUUCGAUAUUGACAGACACAUACGCUAUCAUAAUGCCCCGCAACAGCUAAAAUGUGAGUCUUGUUGCAAGUCUUACGGUUCGGAAAAACAGUUAAAAGUACACAAAAGACAAGUCCACACCAGCAAGGGUGGAGAUAAAAAUGCCAAAUCUAAAGACAUCAAGAAGCUGGAAGGGAAAUAUCGUUGCUGCAAGUGUUCCAAGGACUUUGCAAGCGAAAAACAUUUGCAUGUACACAAUCAAAAUGUCCAUAAACCUAAGAAUUUGGAAUGUAACUUGUGUGAAAAAUCGUUUAGGCGUCCAGCGUCACUGCGCGAUCAUUUGGCUGGCCACAGAGGCGAGAAGAUGCACACAUGCUUUUUUUGCCCCAAGGCAUAUACCUGGCGACAUCAUUGCUGCCAACAUAUGAGAAAAUCUCAUACCAAGGAAUGGCAGAAGAUGCAAAAGAAGGAGGUCCAAAGAGAACCUAAAUAUGGGUAUCGGUGUGAGACUCAAGGAGGGAGUAAGCUUUUUGUUUGCAUUUAUUGCUUCAAGGAGUAUGACAAUCGGCGUUCAAUAUACUAUCAUGUUAAGCGGUGUCAAAUAUAUAAUACCCCAGUGGAGCCCAAAAAGGGAUAUCGGAUUGAAGCCCGCGGAAAGAGUAAAGUCCAUGUGUGCUUAUAUUGUGCCAAGGAGUAUGCAAAGCGACAUUCCAUGUAUCAACAUCUUAACCAAUGUCAUAGAGACGAUGGCCCUUUAGCGGAGGUGCAGGCAUCAAUGAUUUCUGAACUCCCCAAACCAGCUGAAAAUGUCGAGAUAAAACCUGAGUUGAAUAAAAAUCCAGAGGAAUCACAACAGAAUUGUCACAAUGCCACUAGCAGUGAAAAUGUAGUCAAACCUAAAGCCUUUACAUUUGAUAUUAAGACCGAAGAGCCUUGGGAUCUCAACAAUGAUUAUAAAAGGAUGUCACCUCAAGGCCUAGACCAAUUAACGGAUGAAGAAAUAUCUCUGAUGUCUUACAUGUCCAGUAGAAACGAAAAUACUUACUUAAAGAAUGACGAUGCAUCCAUUGAAAAUUAUGGCGCGAAUGAUGACAUCUCCCUAUCACCAUUGGGCCAGACCAAACUUCCUGCUUCAAAAAUGUCUGUAGAGGAGUUUGAUGAGCUGGUAGCUUUGUGGCGUUCCUGCUUGAAAUGUGAAAUUUGCCAUCAGCUGGUGGCCAGCUAUUCCCAGUUGAAGGAACAUUUUGGCGAGAACCAUGCUUCAGAAGGUUGUUACCUCAUGUGUUGCCAAUUGAGGCUGGAAACUCGUUUUGAUAUUGACAGACACAUGUACUAUCAUAAUGCCCCGCAGCAACUUAGAUGUGAUGCCUGUUGCAAGGCUUUCCGUUUGGAGAAACAUUUAAGAGAUCACAAAAGACAAUUCCACACCAGCAAGGGCGCAGACAAAAUUGCUAAAGACAUGCAGAGGUUGCAAGGAGAACAUCCCAUCAUGAAACGGUAUCGGCGAGAAAUUCGAGGCGAAUCUAUGGUCUAUGUUUGCCUUUAUUGUUCCUCGGAGUAUGACAAGCAGAAUUCCAUAUACGGUCAUCUCAAGCAUUGUCAAAGAGACUAUGAUGGAGAAAUAAAGCCUAUAAAGGGGUUUCGGCUUGAAAUUCGGGAAGAGGUUAUGUUGAAAUCUCCUACUCCCUCAUACAAUUGCCGGCUCUGUGCAAAAAGCUGCAAUGAUGAUCAACACAGCCUCUAUGAUGAGACAGGUCAAGCUAACGCGAAUCAUGAUCUAGUGGGAAAAUAUUUUAUCAACGCAGUGAGUCUCCUCUCUGAUACACCCAAUGAUGACUUCCAAAUAUAUCUUCAAUGCUUUCAGAUGUUGAAUAUGGAAUGGGAGAGACGUCUUCAAUACGUCUGUGGGAAAUGUUGGCAGCACAUCUCGGGAUUUCAUCAAUUUCAGGAAUCCAUUAUUGAGGCUCAGAAGGAACAACACCUGAAUAGGGAAGUGGCAAAAGAAGUUGAGGAUCUAAAGUUAAAGUCUGCGUUGAAUUUGAACAUAAAUCAGCAGGAAGUACAACUGAAGUUGCAUAAUGCCAAGGGACUAAGCGCUAGCACUGAAGAUUUAAUCAAUCCUACAGCCCUUGCAUUUGAUAUAAAAACUGAAGAAACUUUGGAUCUUAACAAUGAUUAUAAAGCGAUGUCGUCUCAGGAUGGGCAGCACCACUUAACACAUGAGGAAAUAUCUCUGAUGUUCCACAUGUCCAGUAGGAAAGAAACGACAUACUUGAUAAAUGAUAAUGAAUCCAAUGAAGAUUAUAGCUCGAAUGAUUAUACGCCCUUAUCAUCUAUCCGCCAGACCAGUGUUUCCUCUUCGGAUAAAAAAGUUACUGCUACAAAAAAGUCUGCAGAGGAGUUUGAUGCACAGGUGGCCUUGUGGCGAUCCUCCUUGGAAUGUGACAUUUGCCAUCAGCUGGUGCCCAGCUAUUCCCAGUUGAAGGAACAUUUUAGCAAAUUCCACGCUUCAGAAGUUUCUUACCUCAUGUGUUGCCAAUUGAGGCUGGAAACGCGUUUCGAUAUUGAGCAACACAUACGCUAUCAUAAUGCCCCGCAGCAGCUAAAAUGUGAGACCUGUUGCAAGGCUUACCGUUGGGUGAAAACUUUAAGAAACCACAAUAGAAUCGUACACACCAGCAAGGGAGGAGAAAAAAAUGCUCCAGACAGCAGCGAGAAGUUGGAAGGAAAAUAUCGUUGCUGCAAGUGCUCAAAGGACUUUCCAAGCGGAUACCAAUUGGAUAGACACAAUCAAAAUGUCCAUAAACCCAAGACUUUGAAAUGUAACUUGUGUGAAAAAUCGUUUGUGCGUCCAGAAGUACUGCGCGAGCAUUUGGCUGGCCACAAAGGCGAGAAGACGUAUGUCUGCUCCGUUUGUCCCAAGGCAUUCACAUGGCGACCUAAUUUCUGCAUGCACAUGAAAAAAUAUCAUCCACAGGAAUGGCAGAAUGUGCAAAACGAGGAGGCCCAAAGGGAGCCCAAAUGUGGUUAUUGGCGAGAAUUUCAAGGAAAUUGUAUGGUCUAUAUUUGCGUUUAUUGUUUCAAGGAGUAUGACAAGCGGAUUUCCAUAUACAAACAUAUCAGGCGAUGUCAUGGAAGCGAUGGACCAAUAGAGUCUAAAAAGGGGUUUCGGCUUGAAACCCGGGAAAAGAGUAAAGUCCAUGUGUGCAUUUACUGCUCCAAGGAGUUUGAAAAACGUCACUCCAUGUACCUUCAUCUUAAGCAAUGUCAUAGAGGCGGCUCUUUAGCGGCGGAGCGGGCAUCAAUGAUUUCUGAACCCCUCGUUUCAGCUGAGAAUGUCGAGAUAGAGCCUGAGUGGAAUAAAAAUCAACAGGAAGUGCAACUGGAGUUGCAUAAUGCCAAGCGAUUAAGGGCUAGCAAUGAAGAUAGAAUCAAACCUACAGCACUUACCUUUGAUAUAAAGUCUGAAGAUCCCUUGGAUCUCGACAUUGGUGAUGAAGCGAUGAUGUUUCAAGCACUCGACCAGUCAACGGAUGAAGAAAUGUCUCUGAUGUCCCAAAUGUCCAGUCAAAAGCAAAAUACAUCAUUGACGCAUGGAGAUGAAUCCAAUGAGGAUGGUAUGUCAUCCUCUUUGGGCCAGACCAACUUAACCUAUUCAGAAAAUAAAGUUCCUUCUACAAAAAUAUUUGUGGAGGACGAACAGCGCGAGCAUGUGGCUGGUCAUAAAGGCGAGAAGACGCAUGACUGCUCCUUUUGUCCCCAGGCAUUCACCUGGCGAUCGAGUUUCUAUGCGCACGUAAAAAAAGAUCAUCCCCAGGAAUGGCAGGAGAUUCAAAACGAGGAGCUCCAAAGCAAGCGUAAAUGUGGGUAUUGGCGAGAAUUUCGAGGAAAUUGUUUGGUAUAUAUUUGCAUUUAUUGUUUCAAAGAGUAUGACAAGCGGAUUUCCAUAUACACACAUAUUAGGCGAAGUCACGGAAGCGUUAGACCAAUAAUGCCUAAAAGGGAAUUUCGCACGGAAACUCGGCUAGACAUUAAGGUCUAUGUAUGCAAUCAUUGUGCCACAGAGCAUGAAAAGUUAGAUUCUAUGUACCAUCAUCUUAACCAAUAUCAUAAAAUCGAUGGCUCUAUAGCAGAAAAGGCAUCAACGAUUUCUGAAUCCCAAAAGAAAGUCGAGAUAAAGCUUGAGUUGAAUAAAAAUCAGCAGGAAAUUCAACUGAAGUGCCAUAAUGUCAAGGCAAUAAGCGCUCGCAAUGAAAAUUUGAUCAAACCUAAGGCCCGUACUUGUGAUAUAAAGUCUGAAGAACCCUUGGAUCUAAACAGUGACUAUGAGGAGAUGUCAUUUCAAGUCAAAAACCAGUUAAUGGAUGCAAAAAUGUCGUACAUGUCCAGUAGAAACUCUAAUAAUGACGUUGUAUCCAAUGAGGAUUAUAGCUUGAAUGAAGUUAUGCCCCUACCAUCAUCAGAUAAAAAACUUUCUACUACAAAAAGGUCUGUAGAGGAGUUUGAUGAAAUGGUUGCUAUGUGGCGUUCCUCCUUAGAAUGUGACAUUUGCUAUCAGCUGGUGACCAGCUAUUCUCAGUUGCAGGAACAUUUUAGCAAAAACCAUACUUCAGAGAUUUGUUACCUCAUGUGUUGCCAAUUGAGGCUGGAAACUCGUUUCGAUAUUGACAGACACAUACGCUAUCAUAAUGCCCCGCAGCAGCUAAAAUGUGAGGCUUGUUGCAAGUCCUACACUUCGGACAAACAGUUAAAAGAUCACAAAAGACAAGUCCACACCAGCAAGGGUGGAGAUAAAAAUGCCAAAUCUAAAGACAUCGAGAAGUUGGAGGGGAAAUAUCGUUGCUGCAAGUGCUCCAAGGGCUUUGCAAGCGAAAAACAUUUGCAUGUACACAAUCAAAAUGUCCAUAAACCUAAGACCUUGGAAUGUAACUUUUGUGAAAAAUCGUUUAGGCGUCCAGCGUCACUGCGCGAUCAUUUGGCUGGCCACAGAGGCGAGAAAAUGCACGCCUGCUUUUUUUGCCCCAAGGCAUAUACCUGGCGAGAUCAUUGCUGCCAACAUAUGAGCAAAUCUCAUCCCGACGAAUGGAAGAAGAUGCAAAAGGAGGAGGUCCAAAGAGAGUCCAAAUGUGGGUAUCGGCGAGAAACUCGAGGAGAGAGUAUGGUCUUUGUUUGCAUUUAUUGUUUUAAGGAGUAUGACAAUCGAUAUUCAAUGUACUAUCAUGCCAAGCGAUGUCAAAAAUAUAAUACACCAGUGGAGCCCAAAAAGGGAUAUCGGCUUGAAGCCCGUGGAAAGAGUAAAGUCCAUGUGUGCAUUUAUUGUGCCAAGGAGUAUGAAAAGCGACAUUCCAUGUACCAGCAUCUUAACCAAUGUCAUAGAGACGAUGGCUCUUUAGUGGAGGAGCAGGCAUCAAUGAUUUCUGAAUUCACCAAACCAGAUGAAAAUGUCGAGAUAAAACCUGAGUUGAAUAAAAAUCCAGAGGAAUCACAACAGAAUUGGCACAAUGCCACUAGCAGUGAAAAUUUAAUCAAACCUAAAGCCUUUACAUUUGAUAUUAAGACCGAAGAGCCUUGGGAUCUCAACAAUGAUUAUAAAAGGAUGUCACCUCAAGGCCUAGACCAAUUAACGGAUGAAGAAAUAUCUCUGAUGUCUUACAUGUCCAGUAAAAACGAAAAUUCUUACUUAAAGAAUGACGAUGCAUCCAAUGAAAAUUAUGGCGCGAAUGAUGGCAUGCCCCUAUCAUCUUUGGGCCAGACCAAACUUCCUGCUUCAAAAAUGUCUGUAGAGGACUUUGAUGAGCUGGUAGCUUUGUGGCGUUCCUGCUUGAAAUGUGAAAUUUGCCAUCAGCUGGUGGCCAGCUAUUCCCAGUUGAAGGAACAUUUUAGCAAAUACCAUGCUUCAGAAGGUUGUUACCUCAUGUGUUGCCAAUUGAGGCUGAAAACUUGUUACGAUAUUGAGCAACACAUAUACUAUCAUAAUGCCUCGCAGCAGCUGAAAUGUGAGGCCUGUUGCAAGGCUUUCCGUUUGGAGAAACAUUUAAGAGAUCACAAAAGACAAUUCCACACCAGCACGGGUGGAGAUAAAAAUGGUAAAGACAUCCAAAGAUUGAAAGGAAAAUGUCGCAUCAUGAAAGGGUAUCGGCGAGAAAUUCGAGGCAAAUCUAUGGUCUAUGUUUGCCUUUAUUGUUCCUCGGAGUAUGACAAACAGUAUUCCAUAUACGGUCAUCUCAAGCAUUGUCAAAGAGACUAUGAUGGGCAAAUAAAGCUUAAAAAAGGAUUUCGGCUUGAAAUUCGGGAAGAGGGUAAGGUCUAUGUUUGCAUUUUUUGUUACAAGGAGUAUGAAAAGCGGAUUUCCAUCCUCAAUCAUAUCAGGGGAUGUCGAAGAGACAAUGCACAAACAGAUCCUAAAAAAGGAUAUAGGUUUGAAUCACGGGGAGAGAGUAUGGUCUAUGUUUGCAAUUAUUGUUCAAAAGAGUUUGAAAAGCGGUUAGCCAUGUACAAGCAUAUCAGGCGAUGUCACGCGCACGUUAUGCCCAUAGAGCCUAGAAAGGGUUAUAGGCGAGAAAUUCGGGAAGAGGAUAGUAUGGUCUAUGUUUGCAUUUUUUGUUCCAAGGAAUAUGCAAAUCGGCAAUCCAUGUACUAUCAUCUCUACCAUUUCCAUAGAGAUGAAACAUCUUUAGCGAAGCAGACACCAAUAAUUUCUGAAUUGGCAGUGCCGAAGACAACUGAAGUCAGCAACAUAACAACAAAUGGUGACAGCUUAAAUGAGCUAAGCAAAGAAGAUGAAGGAGAAAAAGAGUAUUCAUUGAUGACAGAGUUGAAAGAUGAAAAUGUAACAGAGGCUAAUGUGAAGAACGAACAAUUUUCAGCUAAUACAAAUGCCUUGGGGAAUGAGGAAAAGAAUGAACCUGAGUUUGAAGAUGCAGUUAUAAAAUCCCAAGAAGAAUUUAUUGACUGUCAUGAUUACCAGCACAGCCUCUACGAUGAGACAGGUCAAAUUAAUGCAAAACAUGAUCUUGUGGGCAAAUAUUUUACCAACGCAAUGUUGAAUAUGGAAUGGGAGAAACGUCUUCAAUACAUCUGUGGAAAAUGUUGGCAGCAUAUCUGGGAAUUUCAUCAAUUUCAGGAAUCCAUUAUUGAGGCGCAGAGGGGCCUACGUCUGCAUAUAGAAGCGGCAAAAGAAGUUGAGGAAGUUAAGAUAAAGCUUGAAUUGAAUUUAAAUAAAAAUCAGCAGGAACAACAAUUGGAAUGGCAUAAUGCCAAGGAAUUAAGUGCUAGCACUAAAGACUCUAUCAAACCUACAGCCCUUACCUUUGAUAUAAAAACUGAAGAACCUUUGGAUCUCAACAGUGAUUAUGAAGGGAUGUCACCUCAAGGCCUGGAUCAUUCAACGGACGAAGAAAUGUCUCAGAUGUCGUACAUGUCCAGUAGAAAAGAAAAUUCUUCCGUACAGAAUGACGAUGAAUCCAAUGCAGACUUUAGCUCAAAUGACGACAUGCCCUUAUCAUCUUUCAGGCAAUCCCAAUAUUCCUCUUCAGAAAGUAUAGUUACUGCCUCUGUAAAGGAGUUUGAUGAGCUGGUAGCUUUGUGGCGGCCCUCCUUGGAAUGUGAAAUUUGCCAUCAGCUAGUGCCCAGCUAUUCCCAAUUGAAGGAACAUUUUACCAACAACCAUGCUUCAGAAGAUUGUUACCUCAUGUGCUGCCAAUUGAGGCUGGAUAAUCGUUUUGAUAUUGACAGACACAUACGCUAUCAUAAUGCCCCGCAGCAGCUAAAAUGUGAGACCUGUUGCAUGGCCUACCAUUCGGAUGAACAUUUAAGAGUUCACAAACGGAAAGUCCACACCAGCAAAGGUGGAGAUAAAAAUGAUAGCGAAAAGCUGGAUGAGAAUUAUCGUUGCUACGAGUGUUCGAAGGACUUUGCAGCGAGAACGCUUUUAAAGAGACACAAUUAUAAUGUCCAUAAACCCAAGAUUUUUGAAUGUAAAAUUUGUAACAAAGGUUUUUCGCAUCCAAGCGAACUGCGUGGGCAUUUCGCUACCCACACAGGGGAUAAAGCGCAUGUCUGCUCCUUCUGCCCCGAUGCAUUUACCCGCCGAGCUUAUUACCGUAUGCAUAUGAGGAAAUAUCAUCUCCAGGAAUGGAAUAAGAUACAAAAUGAAGCGGCCCAAAAGGAGACUCUGGAUGGGUAUCGGCGAGAAACUCGAGGAAAGUUGCCAGCGGAGCAGCAGCAGCAAAAAUCAUUUAACAGCGCUAUAGCAGUGCCGAAGACAACUGAUGAAUGUAACACAAAACCAGAUGGUAAUAUUUUAAAUGUGCUGGGCAAAGAAGGAGUAGUGGAAGAGGAUUUAUUGAAAACUCCUAUAGAGGAGAAAAAGUUGAAAGAUGAAAAUGCAACAAGUACUAAUGUGAAGACCGAACAAUUUUCACCAAAUACAUAUGACUGCGUUAGUGAGGAACUGGAUGGACAUAAAAUGCCACUAGAAUUUCAAGAUGCUACUUGCGAAAAUAGCCAAGCAAGUGUUAGAGAAUCAAUUGGUGGUGGUUCACAUAAUGACAAGCUGUUGCUUGCAGGCGAUUUGGUUCGCGAACAGUGUCUCAAAGCUGAAAGUGUUCACGUACAGCAAACAAUGAAUUGCGAACUGCCUAGUGGUGUAAAUAGAGAGGUUUCAUCGUGUCAGACGCAUCAAUACAAUGACGUUCCCAGAUUUACUUUAAAUUUCCGAGAUAUUGAAGACUCCAUUCGACCUUUUGAUGGAACUGAUGACUUACCCAUUGGCGCAUGGUUGGAUGAAUUCGACGAAACUGCUUUUGUUAUGGGAUGGAAUGACCUCCAGAAAUUUGUGUUUGCUAAACGCUCAUUGAAAGGGCUUGCGAAAUUGUUUAUAUCAAGCGAACGUGGUAUAACAUCUUGGAGUACCCUUAAAAGCAAAUUGGUAGAAGAAUUCCAGUCGACGACAAACAGCGCACAGCUUCAUAAACAAUUGUCCGAACGACGAAUCCAAAAAGGCGAAAAUUACCUGGAAUAUCUUUUAAAGAUGAAAGAGCUAGCUUCUCGAGGCAACAUAGAAGACGACGCUUUGAUACAAUACGUAAUCGACGGCAUAAAUGAUUUAGCAACAAAUAAGGCGAUGCUGUAUGGUGCCAGAAAUCUUAAAGAGUUUAAGGAGAAAUUAAGAUGCUACGAGACGAUGCAGGAAAAGAUUAAACCAAGGUUUAAUUUUAACCAAAAACAACCUGACAAGACGAAACAACCUGAUAAGACGAAACAACCGGAUAAGACAACAAACAAGGCCGAGAAAAAGGAGUUGUGUUACAACUGUGGCGAAAAAGGGCACACGUCCCGAAAUUGCAGCGAUAAAGAUAAAGGGACCAAGUGUUUUGGAUGUAAUGAGUUUGGCCACAUAUCAAAACAAUGUCCGCGCAAAAAUGAAAGAGCCAAUAUGCGACGUUUAGUUCCUGAUGACAUAAUGAAGAAAGUUGUUAAAUUUUCUGAUUUACAAUACAUGGCGAUCUUCGAUACAGGCAGCAGGUAUAAUGUUGUCAGCGAUAAAGUUUACAAUGAUCUAAGAAGACCAACUCUUAAGAAAUCUGAUUUUUAUUUGGUUGGAUUUGGUGAAAGGACUCUCAACAACCGAAUAAAGCCGCUGGGAAACUUCACGCAUCAAGUUGAAAUCGACGAGGAGGACUACCAAUUGACAUUCCACGUAGUUCCAGCAAAUUCUAUGGAUAUCGACGUGGUGCUAGGAAAGGAUUUCUGCUCCGAUGUUCGUGUUGAAAUUACGGCGAAUAGUUUAAAGUUCGAAAAGAUCAAAGACGACGUUACCUCCCAGCAGCACAACAUUAUGCUCAUAAGAACAGCUGACGAGCCAGAGAGUCAAGUAGACGUGAAUUUAAUGGCAAGUGAUGGUGCAAAACGCGAAGUUAUGAAGCUCAUUGAUAAUUACAGACCUGAGAAGAACAAAACUACGAAUGUCGAAAUGAAUAUCAUCCUGAGCGAAGACACUAACAUAUUUUCCAGACCUCGUAGAUUACCAAUGAUUGAAAGGGAAGCAGUGGAUGAGCAAGUGGACAAGUGGUUGGCUGAUGGCAUCAUUGAGGAAUCUGUGUCUGAAUAUAGCAGUCCAGUGGUGAUGGUUAGGAAGAAGGAUGGUUCGUAUAGACUAUGCGUUGAUUUUAGACGCAUGAAUAAGAUCAUAGUUAAAGACCGAUACCCCCUACCACUCAUCGAAGAUCAGCUAGACCGACUGCAAGAGGCUACGGUGUUCAGCACAAUUGACUUAAAGAACGGAUUCUUCCACGUGAGUGUAGCCGAAGCAAGCCGUAAGUACACCUCAUUUGUUACUCACAACGGACAAUACCAGUUUUGUAAGGUGCCAUUUGGUUUGUCAAACUCACCUGCUGUGUUCCAGAGGUUUAUUAACACAAUUUUUCGUGAUUUGACACGAAGAGGUGUUGCACUUCCUUACGUCGACGACGUUAUUAUUCCAUCGAAAGACGAAGACGAGGCCCUGCGAAAUCUGAAGGAGGUAAUACAAGUUUGCAAGGAUUAUGGACUUGACCUAAACUUGAAGAAAAGCCAAUUUUUAGUCAGACGCGUGGAAUUUCUUGGCCACGUAAUCGAGAAUAAGCAGAUAUUUCCAUCGAACAGCAAGGUCGCCGCUAUAUUGAAAUUCCCAAUGCCGAAAGACGUUAAAGGGUUACAGAGUUUCCUAGGGCUUGCUAGUUAUUUUAGGAAAUUCAUUCCAGAUUUUUCAAUAUUGGCUAAACCUUUGAGCGACUUAACGAAGGCAGGAAGAUUAUUCGAGAUGGGUCACGAACAGAUUGCUACGUUUGACGCUUUGAGAAAGAUUUUGUCAGAAGGACCCGUAUUAAAUAUUUUUAAUCAACGAUACGAAACAGAAGUUCAUACGGAUGCAUCGAUGGACGGGUAUGGCGCAAUCUUAUUGCAACGAUCUCCAGAUGACGACGGUUGGCAUCCAGUAUACUACAUGAGCAGGAAGACGACGGACGCCGAAAGGAAAUAUUCCAGUUACGAGUUAGAGAUACUCGCAGUUGUGGAGGCACUGAAGAAGUUCAGAGUAUACUUACUUGGAAUUCAUUUUAAAAUAGUAUCCGACUGCAAUGCAUUCACCAAGACGAUGGAGAAAAAAGAUUUAUGUACACGAGUUGCCAGAUGGGUGUUGCUACUGCAAGAAUUCGACUAUGAAGUGGAGCAUAGACCUGGUGUAAGGAUGAAACAUGUCGAUUCAUUAAGCCGAUUUCCAAUAAUGACGAUAGUGGAGGAUAGUUUACUAACCAGAUUGGAGAAAGCUCAACAACAAGACGAUGAGUUAUUGGCAAUUAUAAGCAUUCUUCAAGAAAAAGACGUUCAUGAUAACUAUUUCAUGAAAGGAAAUAUUUUGUGCAGGUAUGUUGAUGACUAUGAGGUAAUGGUGAUUCCUAAGGGAAUGCAGAGGGAAGUAAUACGAGCUGUUCAUGAGAAAGGGCAUUUUGCCAAAGACAAAGUCAAAGAGAUUAUAAGAAGGGAGUAUUAUAUACCCAAAUUAGAAGAGAAGGUCAAAUAUCAUUUGCAGAAUUGUAUUCCAUGCAUAAUGGCUAACCGGAAAAAAGGAAAACAGGAGGGCGAACUCCACCCAUUACCGAAAGAGUUUCAACCAUUGCAUACCUACCACAUUGAUCAUCUAGGACCAUUGGAAUCAACUAGCAAACAGUAUAAACAUAUUUUUGCCGUGAUAGACGCCUUCACAAAGUUCUGUUGGUUGUACCCAACAAAGACAACAUCGACGAACGAAGUUUUAUCUAAGCUGAAGUCGCAAAGUGUUCUAUUUGGAAAUCCCCAUCAAAUAAUUUCGGACAGAGGAACUGCUUUUACCUCAGAGGACUUCAAACUGUAUUGUGAGACGGAGAACAUCAGACAUUUCCUGAUAACGACGGGCUUGCCACGAGCCAACGGGCAAAUUGAGAGAUUGAACUCGACGAUUAUAGCCGUUUUGUCAAAGUUGAGUAUGGAUGACCCUGAACAAUUAUCUAAAGUUAAAGGCAUGUUGAAACAUUCACCUCCCUCAGACUAUUGCCGGCUCUGUGUAAAAAGCUGCCAUGAUUACCAGCACAGCCUCUAUGAUGAGACAGGUCAAGCUAACGCAAAUCAUGAUCUUGUGGGCAAAUAUUUUACCAACACAGUGAGUCUCCUCUCUGAUACACCCAAUGACUUCCAAAUAUAUCUUCAAUGCUUUCAGAUGUUGAAUAUGGAAUGGGAGAGACGUCUUCAAUACAUGUGUGGCAAAUGUUGGCAGCAUAUCUGGAAGUUUCAUCAAUUCCAGGAGUCCAUUAUUGAGGCACAGAAGGGCCGACAUUUGCAUAUAGAAGAGGCAAAAGCAGUUCAGGAAGUUAAGAUUAAAACUGAGUUGAAUAUAAAUCAGCAGAAAGUACAACUGGACUUGCCCAUGACCAAGGGACUAGGCACUAGCACUGAAGAUUUAAUCGUACCUACAGUCCUUAGCUUUGAUAUAAAAGCUGAAGAACCUUUGGAUCUUAACAGUGAUCAUGAAGGGAUGUCGUCUCAGAACGGGCAGGACCAUUUAACGGAUGAAGAAUUGUCUCCGAUGAUGUCCAGUAGAAAAGAAAAUGCAUCCUUACAAAAUGGCAAAGAUGAUGAAUCCAAUGAAGACUACAGUUCAAGUGAUGACAAGCCCUUAUCAUCUUUGAGCCAAACCAAUAUUUCCUCUUCAAAACAUAAAGUCUCCGAUACAAAAAGGUCUGUAGAGGAGUUUGAUGAAUUGGUGGCUUUGUGGCGAACCUCCUUAGAAUGUGAUAUUUGCCAUCAUCUGGUGGCCAGCUAUUCCCAGUUGAAGGAGCAUUUUAGCAAAAGCCAUGCUUCAGAAAUUUGUUACCUCAUGUGUUGCCAGUUGAGGCUGGACUCCCGUUACGAUAUUCUGCAACACAUAGACUAUCAUAAUGCCCCGCAGCAUCUAAAAUGUGAGGUCUGUUGCAAGGCUUAUCGUUGGGUGAGAACUUUAAGAACCCACAUUAAAACUAUCCACAUCAGGAAGGGAGGAGAUAAAAAUGCUCAAGACAGCAGCGAGAAGUUGGAAGGAAAAUUUCGUUGCUGCAAGUGUUCCAAGGACUUUGCAAGCGAAAAACAUUUGGAAAGACACAUUCAAAAUGUCCAUAAACCCAAGAUCUUGGAAUGUAAGUUUUGUGAAAAAUCGUUUAGACGUCCAGAGGUACUGCGCGAGCAUUUGGCUCGCCACACGGGCGUGAAGACAUAUGCCUGCUCCGCUUGUCCCAAGGCAUUCAAUUGGCGAUCUAGUUAUUUGGCGCACAUGAAAAAAAAUCAUCCACAGGAAUGGCAGAAGAUGCGAAACGAAGAGGCCCAAAGGGAGCCUAAAUGUGGGUAUUGGCGAGAAAUUCGAGGAGAUAGUGUGAUCUACGUUUGCAUUUAUUGUUUCAAAGAGUAUAACAAGCAGAUAUCCGUAUACAGACAUAGCAGGGUAUGUCUUGAAAGCGAUAGACCAAUGGAGCCAACAAAGGGAAUUCGGAUUGAAACACGGGGAGCCAGUGAAGUCUAUGUGUGCAUUUAUUGUGAGACAGAGUAUGAAAUGCGGCGUUCUAUUUACCAUCAUCUUAACCAAUGUCAAAAAAAGGAUGUCUCUGUAGCAGAGAAAGCAUCAACGAUUGCUGAAUCCCCCGCACUAGCUGCGAAAGUCGUGAUAGAGUCUGAAUUGAAAAACGAAGGCUCUUUAGCAGAGCAGGCAUCGACGAUUUCUGAAUCCCCCGUACCAGCUGAGAAAGUCGAUAUAAAGCCUGAGUUGAAUACGAGUCAGCUGGAAGAACAACUGGAGUGGCAUAAUGCCAAGGGAUUAAGCGCUAGCACUGAAAAUGUAACCAAACCUAAGGCCCUCACUUUCGAUAUAAAAACGGAAGAGUCUGAUGAAGAAACGUCUGACAUGUCCAGUAGAAACGACAAUAAUGCCGUUGUAUCCAAUGAAGAUUUUAGUUCGAGCAAAGUCGUCACACCGCUAUCAUCUUUGAGCCACACCAACCUUAGCUCUUCAGAUAAAACAGUUGUUGCUACCAAAAGAUCGGCAGAGGAGUUUGAUGAACUGGUGGCUUUGUGGCGAUCCUCUUUAGAAUGUGACAUUUGCCAUCAGCUGGUGGCCAGCUAUUCCCAGUUGAAGGAACAUUUUAGCAAAUUCCACGGUUCAGAAGGUUGCUACAUCAUGUGUUGCCAAUUGAGGUUGGCAACUCGUUUCGACAUUGACAGACACAUACGCUAUCAUAAUGCCCCGCAGCAGCUUAAAUGUGAGGCCUGUUGCAAGGCUUUCCGUUUGGCGAAACAUUUGGGAAAUCACAAAAGGACUGUCCACACCAGCAAGGGAGGAGACAAAAAUGCUAAAAAUAAAGACAUUGAGACGCUGCAAGGGAAAUAUCGUUGCAGCAAGUGUUCGAAGGACUUUGCAACGGAAAAUCAGUUAAAUAAACACAAUCAAAAUGUCCAUAAACCCAAGACCUUGGAAUGUAACUUUUGCGAAAAAUCGUUUAUGCGUCCCGCGGCAUUGCGCUAUCAUAUGGCUAGCCACAAAGGCGAGAAGACGCAUGCCUGCCCCUUUUGCCCCAAGGCAUUCACCUGGCCAAGUGAUUUCUCCCUACACAUGAACAAAUUUCAUCUACAGGAAUGGAAGCAAAUGCAAAAGGAGGAGGCCCAAAGAAAGCCCAAAUGUGGUUAUUGGCGAGAAACUCGAGGAGAGAGUAUGGUCUUUGUGUGCAUUUAUUGUUUCAAGGAGUAUGACAAUCGGCAUUCAAUGUACUAUCAUUCCAAGCAAUGUCAAAUAUAUGGCACACCAGUAGAGCCUAAAAUGGGGUUUCGGCUUGAAACCCGGGGUAAGAGUAAAGUCCAUGUGUGCAUUUACUGUGCCAAGGAGUUUGAAAAGCUUCAUUCCAUGUACCUUCAUCUUAAACAAUGUCAUAGAGACGGUGGCUCUUUAAUGGAAGAGCAAGCAUCAAUGAUUUGUGAACCCCUCACUUCAGCUGAGAAAGUCGAAAUAGAGCCUGAGUUGAAUACAAAACAACAGGAAGUGCAACUGGAGUGCGAUAAUGCCAAGGAACUAAGCGCUAACAAUGAAAAUUUAAUCAAACCUAAAGCCCUUACCUUUGAUAUAAAGUCUGAAGAACCCUUGGAUCUCAACAGUGAUUACGAGCGGGUGUCACCUCAACACCUGGAACAGUUAACGGAUGACGAAAUGUCUCUGUUGUCUUACAUGUCCAGUAGUAGAAACGAAAGUUCAUACUUAAAGAAUGACGAUUUAUCCAAUGAAGCUUGUGACUCGAAUGAUGACCUGCCCCUAUCAUCUUUGAACCCUACCAAGUUUUGCUCUUCAUAUAAAGAAGUUCCUGCUGCGAAAAAGUCUGUGGAGGAGUUUGAUGAGCUGGUGGUUUCGUGGCGUUCCUCCUUGAAAUGCGAAAUUUGCCUCCAGCUAGUGCCCAACUAUUCCCAGUUGAGGGAUCAUUUUGGCAAAAGCCAUGCUUCAGUGAAAUGUUACCUCAUGUGUUGCCAAUUGAGGCUGGAAACUCGUAACGAUAUUGAAAACCAUAUUCACUAUCAUAAUGCUCCGCAGCAGCUAAAGUGUGAGGCCUGUUGUAAGGCUUACCGUUUGGAGGAAGAUUUAAGAGUUCACAAACGGAAAGUCCACACCAGCAAGGGAGGAGAUCAAAAUGAUGAAGACAGCGACAAGUUGCAAGGGAAGUAUCGAUGCCGCAAGUGUUUGAAGGAUUUUGCAACGAACCGGCAUUUAAAUAAACACAAUCGUGAUGUCCAUGAGCCCAAGACUUUUGCAUGUAACUUGUGUGAAAAAUCGUUUCGGCGUCCAGGGGCCCUGCGUGAUCAUUUGGCUACCCACAAAGGCGAGAAGAGGCAUCUAUGUUCUUUUUGCCCCAAGGCAUUCAUCAGGCGAAGUGUUUUCAGUCUACAUAUGAGAAAAUCUCACCUUCAGGAAUGGAUGAAAAUGCAAAACGAGAUGGGAAAAUCUCAGGAACGGAAGAAGAUGCAAAACGAGGAGGCCCAAAAAUUGCCUAAGUGUGGGUAUCGGCGAGAAACUCGAGGAGAGAGUAUGGUCUUUGUUUGCAUUUAUUGUUUCAACGAGAGUGACACUCGGCAUUCAGCGUACUAUCAUGCCAAGCGAUGUCCAAAAUAUGAUAGACCAGCACAGCCUAAGAAGGGGUAUCGUCUGGAAUCCCGGGGAAAGAGUCAAGUCCAUGUGUGCAUUUAUUGUGCCAGGGAGUUUGAAAAGCGACAUUCCAUGUACCAGCAUCUUAACCAAUGUCAUAAAGACGUUGACUCUUUAGGGGAGAAGCAGGCGGCAGCAAUGAGUGCUGAACUCCCCGUACCAGCUGAAAAAGUCCAGAUAAAGCCUGAGUUGAAUAAAAAUCAACAGGAAGUAAAACAGGAGUGGCAUACUGCAACAAGGACUAAUGUGAAAACCGAACAAUUUUCUGCUAAUACAAAUGGCUUGGAAAAUAAAAUAAAAGACGAUGAAAUGCCAACAGAGUUUGAAGUUAAUACAUGGGAAAGUGAAGAAUUCAUAGAAUCCAAUGAAGAAUUUAUUGAGCUCGAAAAAAAAAACAUGUUGAAACACCUACCUCCUUCAGACUAUUGCCGGCUCUGUGUAAAAAGCUGCAAUGAUUACCAGCUCAGCCUCUAUGAUGAGGCAGGUCAAGCUAACUCGAAUCAUGAUCUUGUGGGCAAAUAUUUUACCAACGCAAUGUUGAAUAUGGAAUGGCAGAAACGACUUCAAUACAUCUGUGAGACAUGUUGGCAGCAUAUAUGGGAGUUUCAUCAAUUCCAGCAGUCAGUUAUAGAGGCACAAAAGGGCCUACAUCUGUUUAAAGAAGCGGCAAAAGGAGUUGUGAAAGUUGAGAUAAACCCAGAAUUGAAUAUAAAUCAGCAAGAAGUACAAAAGGAGUUGCAUAAUGCCAAGAGACUAAACACUAGCACUGAAAAUUUAAUUGAAUCUACGCCCCUUACCUUUGAUAUAAAGUCUGAGGAACCUUUGGAUAUCAACAGUGAUUAUGAUGUUGGAAUGUUCUCUCAUGACACUCAGUUAAGGGAUGAAGAAGUGUCCUUGAAUGCUAUUGAAUCCAAUAAGGAUUAUAGCUCCAGUGAUGACACGCCCUUAUCAUCUUACAGGCAGGCCAACCUUUUCUCUUCAAAAAGUAAAUUUGCUUCAACCAAAAGGUCAGUGCAGGUGUUUGAUGAGCUGGUAGCUUUGUGGCGUUCCCCCUUGGAAUGUGAAAUUUGUCGUCAGCUAUUGCCCAGCUAUUCCCAGAUGAAAGAACAUUUUAGCAAACAGCAUGCUUCAGAAAGUUGUUACCUUAUGUGUUGCCAAUUGAGGCUGGAAACUCGUUACGAUAUUGAAAACCACAUUCACUAUCAUAAUGCUCCGCAACAGCUAAAAUGCGAAGCCUGUUGCAAGGCCUACCGUUUGGAGGAACAUUUGAGAGUUCACAAACGGAAAGUCCAUACCAGCAAGGGAGGAGUUGGAAAUGCUGAAGACAGCGAAAAGUUGCAAGGAAAAUAUCGUUGUGGCAAAUGUUCGAAGGACUUUGCAACAAAAUCUCUUUUAAAGAGACACAAUCGUAAUGUCCACAAACCCAAGAUUUUGGAAUGUAACUUUUGCCAAAAAACUUUUACGCGUUUAGAUGUACUGCGUGUGCAUGUCGCUACCCACACUGGGGACAAAGCGCAUGCCUGCUCCUUUUGCCCCGAGACAUUUACCUGCCGAGCUUAUUACUGCCGGCAUAUGAGAAAAUAUCAUCUAGAGGAAUGGAAUAAGAUACGAAAUGGAGUGGCCCCAAAAGAGACUCUGGACAGGUAUCGGCGAGAAACUCGAGGAGAGUGUAAGGUUUAUGUUUGCUUUAAUUGUUCCAUGGAGUAUGACGAAAAGCAUUCUAUGUUAAAUCAUCUGAAGAGAUGUCAAAGAUAUAAUGGACCAAUAGAGCUUAAAAGGGGAUAUCGGCUAGAAACUCGCGAAGAGAGUAUGAUCUAUAUUUGCAUUUAUUGUUCCAAGGAGUAUGAAAGCCGGUAUUCCAUGUACACUCAUCUCAAGCAAUGUCAAGGAGACGAUGGACAAAUAGAGCCUACAAAAGGGUAUCGGGAAGAAACUCGGGGAGAGAGUAGGAUGUACGUUUGCAUUUAUUGUUCCAAGGAGUAUAUAGAGCGGCAAUCCAUGAUCAAUCAUAUCAGGGGAUGUCAAAGAAACGAUGGGCCAAUAGAGUCUAAAAGGGGAUAUCGGCGAGAAACUCGGGGAGAGAGUACUGUCUAUGUUUGCAUUUACUGUUCCAAGGAGUAUGAAAAGCAGCAAUCAAUGCACAAUCAUAUCAGGUACUGUCAAAUAGACGAUAGAUCAAUAGAGUCUAAAUGGGGGUAUCGGCGAGAAAUUCGGGGGGAGAAUAUGAUCUAUAUUUGCAUUAAUUGUUCCAAGGAGUAUGAGAAGCGGCAAUCCAUGCACAGUCAUGUCAGGUAUUGUCAAGGUGAUGAUAGACCAAUAGAUCCCAAGAGAGGUUGUCGGCUUGAAACUCGAGGUGACAGCUUGGUCUACAUUUGCAAUUACUGUUCCAAGGAGUAUGAAAAGCGACAAUCCAUUCGCAGUCAUCUCCACCGAUGUCAUAGAGAAGUUGGAUCUUUAGCGAAGCGCACUUCAAUAAAUGCUGAACCCCCAGUACCAGCUGAAAUAUCACUAAACACCGGGAUAACAGCGCCGAAGACAAAUGAAGAAAGCAACACAACACCAGAUGGUGAUAUUUUAAAUGAGCUGUAUAAAAAAGGAGUAGUAGAAGAUGAUUCACUGAUGACCCUUAAAGAGGAAAAAGAGUUGAAAGAUGAAAAAGCAAAAUGGACUAAAGAAAAGACCGAACAAUUUUCAGCUUAUACAAAGGCCUUGGUAAAUGAGGAAAAUGAUAAAGAUGAAAUGCCUCCAGAAGUUAAAGUUACUACGUGGGAAAGUGAAUAACUCAUAUAAUCCGAGGACAAACUUAUUGAACUAUGAGCAGAGGCUUAAGAACUUAGUUGGAGUACUAAAGAAAAUAAAGCAACAAAAAAUUUCAUCAUUUUAACAAGCUAACAUUUUUCCACCCAAAACCUUAAAAACCCUUACAAUUAACUUAUAUUUUCUCAAUAUAAAAUCA